AGAAAAGAGGCUGAAAGUCCCUGUUGUCGAAGUCGCUCCAACCUCGGCAUGCUGAACUCCUUUGUGUGCAUGUGCUGAUGAGACAAUAAGUCUCACAUCCUGCUGGCAGCUCUUUCCCACCAGCCUCUCCCAGUUAAACCAGUGUGACCGAAGACAUCAAAGAAGAAAUGCGUCUGUGUAUCACCACAAAGGAUAAAAGAAGGCUGACAUAGACUUCAGAUUUUGAAGCCUAAAUUAACAUAAAGUUCACGAUGAUUCCCCGUUGCAGAUUCAGAACCUUAAUUCUCCUGUGCGUCCUGCAGGGGGCAGCAGUGGUGCUGUUCUAUGACUGGUACACCAGGAUCAGCCCCCGUCACUCUCCUCCCCCUGAAGAAGGCCGCAAGGUUCACGUUUUGCUGCUGUCGUCAUGGAGAUCUGGUUCGUCCUUCCUGGGUCAGGUGUUCAGUCAGCACCCGUCUGUUUUCUACCUCAUGGAGCCCGCGUGGCACGUGUGGACUAGAAAUCACAAAUCCGGGGCAAAGAGUCUCCGAGUGCCUGUGAGGGAAAUGCUGUGGGGUUUAUACAAGUGCGACUUCUCGCUGAUCAGAGACUACUUGCCAGGAAACCCUCGUCUGUCCUCCUUUUUCAUGUGGACCCGGAGUCAGGCGCUGUGCUCGCCGCCGGCCUGUCCCGUCAGAUCAGCCAAUGAGAGUCACUGCAGCCAAGCGUGUCACUCUGCAAGCCUGGACAAAGCGCAGGACGCCUGCGCAAAAUACACUCAUGUGGUUUUAAAAGAAACUCGCUUCUUUGAGUUGGAGUCCCUUUAUCCCCUUCUGCUGGACCCCAACUUGGACUUCCGAGUGAUUCAUCUGGUCCGGGACCCUCGGGCGGUGAUGCGGUCCAGGGAGGAGUCGGCGUACCUCCUUGACAGAGAUGGCGUGAUGGUCCUGGAGCACAGAAACGUGUCCGCGGCCGAUAGGCAGUACGAAGUCGUACGAGAAAUCUGCCGCAGUCACCUGGACAUUUAUGAGAGGGGGGUCCUCGACCCGCCUCCGUUUCUGGAGGGUCGCUACAAACUGGUUCGCUACGAAGACGUGGCACGAAACCCACUAACAGAGUUGAAUAGUAUUUAUGAGUUUGUAGGUUUAAAGAUGACCUCUGAGGUGGAGGAAUGGGUCCAAAAGAUGACGCAUGGACGGGGGAAAGGCGGCGGGAACGUAGCUUUUAAAAUCACCUCCAGGAACGCAUCUGAAGUGUCGCAGGCUUGGCGCACCGUGCUGAAGCACAGCAAGGUCCAGCGCAUCCAGGAGCUGUGCAAAGGCGCCAUGUUGCUGCUCGGCUACAGGACGGUAGAGAGCGAAGAAGAACAGAAGAGACUCGAUAUCGACCUGUUAGACCCUGGGCAGCCAUAAAGAGCUCAGCUUCCAGGUUAGACCAAAAAAGUAGGGGUGCACCGAUUUAUCGGCCGGUCGAUUUCCUUAAUUGGGAGAUUAGUGAUCGGCCGAUUUUUACAUGUGAAGCCGAUGCUAUCAACCUCGGCAAAGGUCUGAAAA
Messenger RNA from Poecilia reticulata (guppy), 1532 nucleotides. The record is from RefSeq and is a predicted model, not a curated record. Lineage: Eukaryota; Metazoa; Chordata; Actinopteri; Cyprinodontiformes; Poeciliidae.